This is a messenger RNA of Penaeus monodon (black tiger shrimp), 1089 nucleotides long. RefSeq names its product translation initiation factor IF-2-like. The transcript has 3 exons. The record is from RefSeq and is a predicted model, not a curated record. Bases 69 to 683 code for a protein of 204 amino acids. Lineage: Eukaryota; Metazoa; Arthropoda; Malacostraca; Decapoda; Penaeidae.
GUAGAUAUAAAAGGGUUCUAGAAAGUGUCAAAGUGACAAGUUGAAAACUUUGAACCAUACAGCACAAGAUGGCGUGGCUGCACAUGACCGUGGCGAUCCUGGCGGCGCUGGCGAAGUCGAGCCACGCCCAGGGUUACAUCGCUCCCGACCCGCCCUGCUACGCCCCGACAGUCACCGUCUACGACACGGAGACGCAGGUCAACACGCUCGUGGAGACGGUUUCCACCACGAUCGUCGAAAAUGUGGUGCAGACGGAGACCGCGUACGUCACGGAGACGCUGACGGAGAGGGAAGUGCAGUCCGUCACGGAGGUGGAGACCGUCGUUGCCACGGAAACAGAGCAGGUCACAGCGACGGCAUACGAAACAGUCUACGAGACGCAGGUGGUGACGCAGACGCAGACGCAGGUGGAGGAGCGUACAGCCACCGUCACCGAGACGAAGGUGGAGGAAGUUGAAGUGACUAAGUGCGCCGCCCCCGCCCCGGCUCCCAGGCCUGCCUAUGGCCCUUCUACAUCCUACGGCCCCCCGCCGCGCCCAUCCUACAAAGCCCCCGCGCCGGCGCCCUCCUACGGCCCCACGCCCAUGCUGAUGAGUCUGGGCGGCUUCAAGGGCUACCCCGGCUUCAAGGGAUUCGAUUUCCAAGGCUUUAACCCAUUUUCCCAAUAUGAAUCGAGCGACUAAAUUAUAAAUACAUGUAGAUUUUACAGUCCAUUUAUUUAUAUGUUUUACUGAUGGAACUAAGUCUUUCAUAAUACAUUUUCGAAUGCUUUUUUUAUAUGUCUACAUCAGAUAUGGUUUUCAGUAUUUGCCAUAAUUUCUGUUUCUAAAACUUUUCAACUCUAGUCUGCUUCCUGAACCCGAGGAUGUAAAUGUGGAUGUCUUACAACAUACUGUAAAUUUAUUAUUUCAGACGAAGCUUAUUCGGAAUAAUAGAGGGAAGAGAGAGAGAGAAAUAGGUCUCGAUAUCCCUCUGGCGCCAAAAUUUGAAAAUGUCGGUUAUGACGCCGGUUACGUUAUGACCUCAUGUCUCCAUUUUCUGUGCAUCUUUUUUCGUGUUUUGGUGUAAAUAAACCAAAUGUAUUUAUAA